UUCCUCAGCCAGAGCCUGCUAAGCUGAGUGAGGCUGGUCGUCCUCUCAGCUGUGCAAUUUUUAUUUCUCCCUAGGAGUUGGGAACUGGAGAAAAUUGCAGCAUGUCAUCCAAGAGAGCUCCAUUUUACCAGAGAAGGCAUAAACACUUUGAUCAGUCCUACCGCAACAUUCAGACAAGAUACUUGCUCCAAGAAUAUGCAGCAAGAAAGGUCGCUUCUAGACAGGCAGCUUCUUUUAAGUCCUCUGCCAGUACAGAAAGAACUACAUGUAGGCUCUGUGCCAGGAGAUUGCACACCUCAGCCGAAGAAGAGUCACAAGAAUACAGGAAAAGGACUCAUGAGCAAAAGUCUGAUGUAAGUGAAGAGAAGAGAAUCCGGGUUGCUGCCAAUUUGGCUGAUGUGGAAGAAGAGCUUCGUUCAGCCAGGCUCCUUGCAAGAGAACAGCUGGAUAGAGUUACCAUACAAAGGAUGGUAGAAGAACAAAUGGCCUUGGAAAGAUACACCAUUGAAGAAAGUAUAAGUCGAGCUCCUGAAAUUUUGGUACGACUGAGGUCUCAUACUGUUUGGGAAAAAAUGUCUGUGAGGCUUUACUUCACUGUACAAGGAUUUCCUACCCCUGUUGUACAAUGGUAUAAAAAUGAGGAAUUGAUUUCGCCUGCAAGUGAACCGGGAAAGUACAGCAUUGAAAGCAAAUAUGGAGUGCAUAUGCUGGAGAUACACAGAGCUAAUUUUGAUGAUACUGCUACCUAUACAGCAGUUGCAACAAAUGUCCAUGGGCAGGUAUCAACCAAUGCUGCUGUGGUUGUGAGGAGGUUUAGAGGGGAUGAAGAGCCAUACCCUGCUGGGAUAUUACCCAUCAAUUUGCCCCUGCCAUCAGAAGUUUGCUUCACCCAUAUUGAUGUUCAGUUUUUGGAGAAGUUUGGUGUCACGUUUGGGAUGGAAGGUGAAACAGUUACCCUCAAAUGUGCUCUGCUGAUCACUCCAGAUCUGACUAGGCUUCGACCUCGUGCUGAAUGGUACAGAGAUGAUGUGCUAAUAAAAGACUCCAAGUGGACGAAAAUGUACUUUGGAGAAGGCCAGGCAGCACUGUCUUUCACACACCUGAACAAGGAUGAUGAAGGCUUAUACACCCUGCGUAUAAUCACAAAAGGCGGGGUGACCGAGUACAGUGCAUUCAUGUUUGUCAGAGAUGCUGACGCAUUGAUUGCUGGGGCACCUGGGGCACCAAUGGAUGUUAAAUGCUAUGAUGCUAACAGAGAUUAUGUCAUAGUAACCUGGAAACCACCAAAUACAGCCAGUGAGAGUCCAGUCCUAGGAUAUUUUGUUGACAGAUGUGAAGUGGGUACUGAAAACUGGGUCCAGUGCAAUGAUGCUCCAGUAAAAAUCUGCAAAUACCCUGUAACUGGACUGUUUGAGGGACGGUCUUACACAUUCCGUGUGAGAGCAGUGAACAAGUCAGGUAUUAGCAGGCCGUCUAGAGUCUCUGAAGCAGUUGCAGCUCUUGAUCCUGUUGACCUGGACAGAUUACAAACUGUUCAUAUGGAUGGAGGCAGAGAAAUUGUAAUAUAUCAGGAUGACCUUGAAGAUGAUGUUCAGAUUCCAGGACCUCCCACCAAUGUACAUGCUUCAGAAACCAGCAAAACAUAUGUUGUGCUCAGCUGGGAGCCACCUGUUCCCCGUGGCAAAGAGCCAUUAAUGUAUUUCAUUGAGAAGUCUGCGGUUGGCAGUGGAAGCUGGCAAAGGGUCAAUGCCCAGGUUGCAGUGAGAUCUCCUCGCUAUGCAGUGUUUGAUCUUGCAGAAGGAAAAUCAUAUGUUUUCCGAGUCUUGUCAGCAAACAAGCAUGGCAUUAGCGAUCCUUCUGAAAUAACACCACCAAUUCAAGCACAAGAGACCAUUGGUGUUCCAUCUGCUCCUGGUCGUGUACUGGCAACAAGAAAUACAAAAACAUCAGUUGUAGUACAGUGGGACAAGCCAAAACAUGAAGAAGAUCUGUUUGGCUAUUAUAUUGAUACUUCUGUGGUUGGAACAAACCACUGGGAACCUUGCAAUCAUAAACCUAUUAAAUAUAAUAGGUUUGUGGUUCAUGGUCUGACAACUGGAGAGAAUUACAUCUUCCGUGUGAAAGCUGCGAAUGCUGUGGGGGUCAGUGAAAAUUCUCAAGAAUCUGAACCUAUAACAGUCCAGGCAGCCCUCAGAGGGAGUGUACCUCAUAUUGCCUGUCCAUCACAUCCUUAUGGCAUCACACUCCUUAACUGUGAUGGUCACUCAAUGACUCUCGGGUGGAAACUGCCAAAGUUCAGCGGAGGAUCACCAGUCCUUGGUUAUUAUAUAGAUAAGAGGGAGGCUCAUCACCAUAACUGGCAUGAAGUCAAUUCUUCCCCUGUUAAGGAGAGAAUUUAUACGGUAGAGCAUUUGACAGAAAACUCCUUCUAUGAAUUCAAAGUCGCUGCUACAAACCUGGCUGGUAUAGGACUUCCCUCAGAUCCCAGUGAGCACUUUAUGUGUAAAGCCUGGACCAUGCCAGAACCUGGGCCUGCCUAUGAUCUGACAUUCUGUGAAGUUAGGAAUACAUCACUAGUACUUCUAUGGAAAGCACCUGUGUACAUUGGUGACAGUCCUGUUACUGGGUAUUUUGUGGACUAUAAGGAAGUAGAUUCAGAAGAGUGGACCACUGCUAAUGAAAAACAAAUAUCACACUGUUACUUAGAGGUCAAUGAUUUACAUGAGGGCAAAACCUAUGUUUUCAAAGUCCGUGCAGUGAAUAAAGCCGGUAUAGGCAAAUCAUCUGAUAUUUCUGAGCCAGUGCUUGUCAAGGCAAAACCAGGAACUAAGGAAAUUACUGCAAAUGUGGAUGAUGAAGGUAACAUUUACCUAGCUUUUGAUUGCCCAGAAGUGACAGAGGCAUCAGAUUUUACUUGGUCUAAAUCCUAUGAAGAGAUUACUGAUCUUGACAAAUUUAAUGUUGAAACAACUGGAGAGCAUUCUAAGUUGUACUUCAAAAAUCCUGAUAAAAUGGACUUGGGAACCUAUUCUGUAGCUGUUAGUGACACAGAUGGCAUCUCAUCCAGCUUUAAAAUGGAUGAGAAAGAGCUUGAACGUCUGAUGACACUAAGCCAUGAUAUAAAGAACCCAACAAUUCCUCUGAAAUCAGAAUUAGCUUAUGAGAUGUUUGAUAAAGGAGAGGUUCGUUUCUGGGUUCAAGCUGAGAGCUUGUCACCGAAUGCCAGCUUCAGAUUUGUUAUUAAUGAUAAAGAAGUUGUAAACAGCGAUCACCAUAGAAUUAAGUGUGACUAUUCAAAUGGCAUUAUUGAGAUGCUGAUGGACCAAUUUACAAUUGAAAAUGAAGGAACUUACACUGUACAAAUUGAAGAUGGAAAUGCCAAGAACCAGUCUUCAUUAGUUCUCAUCGGAGAUGCAUUCAAGGCAGUAUUGGCUGAGGCUGAGCUCCAGAGAAAGGAGUAUCUCAGGAAACAAGGUCCUCAUUUUCUGGAGUAUUUAUACUGGGAAGUUACGGAAGAUUGUGAGGUUUUACUUGUCUGUAAGGUGGCAAACACUAAGAAGGAGACAUUUUUCAAAUGGUACAAGGAUGGUUCUGGGCUUGAGGUUAAAGAGUUGCCUGAUUUACAGAAAGGAGUGUGCCAGCUAGCUAUUCCAAGGUUGUCUAAAAAGAAUCAAGGUGAAUAUAAGGCAACAGUGUCAGAUGACAGAGGUCAGGAUGUGACUACUCUUGAUAUAUCAGGAAAAGUGUUUGAUGAUAUAAUCCUGGCAAUGAGCAGAAUCAUUGGUAAAUCUGCUUCUCCACUGAAGGUCCACUGCACUCCAGAAGGAAUAAGACUUCAAUGUUUCCUGAAGUACUAUGCAGAUGAAAUGAAAGCUAAUUGGUUUCAGAAGGAGUCUAAGGUUUCUUCUAGUGAAAAGAUGAGGAUUGGAGGUAGUGAAGACGUUGCCUGGCUGCAGAUAUGUGAGCCCACUGAAAAGGACAAAGGGAAAUACACCUUUGAAAUUUUUGAUGGCAAAGAAUCCCAUAAGCGCAUGCUUGAUCUAUCUGGACAAGCUUUUGAUGAUGCAUAUGCAGAAUUCCAGCGACUCAAAGCAGUGGCUUUUGCUGAGAAGAAUCGUGGUAAAGUGAUAGGUGGUUUGCCUGAUGUGGUGACUAUAAUGGAAGGCAAGACUUUGAAUCUGACCUGUUCUGUAUUUGGAAAUCCUGAUCCUGAAGUGGUGUGGCUUUGGAAUGACAAGAAAUUUGAACUUAAUGAACAUUAUUUAGUUGCACUGGAGCAUGGAAAUGUUGCCAGCUUUACAAUCAAGGGAGUGUCCUCAGAGGACUCAGGCAAAUAUAGCAUCAAUGUCAAGAACAAGUACGGUGGGGAAACAGUGGAUGUCACUGUAAGUGUGUACAAACAUGGUGAAGAGAUGCCUGACAUUAAACUUUCCCAGUUUGCUAAACCACGGAUAAUACCACCACCAGCACAAGCCACAGAUCCUCCAGAAAAAGCAAAAACAACCUCCACAGCUGAGAAAUCCAGUAGAAAAUAAAGUUUGAAAGCCAUUUUUGACAGACAAAACCAUAUAGAUGAGCUGUAGUUGAAGUGUUGCUGCAAAUAGGUAACUGUGAGUGUCCAAGGAGAUGAGCUUUUAAAGCAGAGGUGGGCAGACUGCAACCCAGGGUCCACAUCCUCCAGCCUGUUUAAUGUGGCUGUUGAGCUCCCACUGCGGAGCGGUGUCUGGGGCUUGCCCUGCUCCCACGCUGCAGCCGGGGAGCAGGGUCGGAGACUGCUCCGCGCGUGUGUGCCGAGGCUCCUGGAAGCAGCAGCACGUUCACCCUCCGGCUCCUAAGUUUAGAGGUAGCCAGGGGGCUCCAUGUACUGCCAAGUGCUACCCCUGCAGCUCCCAUUGGCUGGGAGCUGCAGCCAAUGGGAACUACAGGGGCGGUGCCUGCAGAAGGGGCAGCAUGCGGAGCUGCCUGGUCACAUCUCCACAUAGGAGCCGGAGGGAGGACAUGCCGCUGCUUCCAAGAGCUUCUUGAGGUAAGCGCCGCCCGGAGGUUGCACCCCUAACCCCCUCCCCUGUCCCAACCUCCUGCCCGAGCCCUGAUCCCUCUCCCGCACCCCAACCCCCCUGCCCCAGCCUGGAGUCCCCUCCUGCACCCUGAACUCCUCAUUUAUGGCCCAACCCCAGAGACCGCACCCCAGACUCCUCACCCCCUCCUGCACCCUAACCCCAAUUUUGUGAGCAUUCAUGACCCAUCAUACAAUUUCCAUACCCAGAUGUGGCCCUCGGGCCAAAAAGUUUGCCCACAUCUGUAUUAAAGGUAUGCAGUUGUGCAACAGUAUUGUACAUUUGUGCAAUUAUACCUUUAUGAAAAAAUACAAUAUGGCACAACUUACAAAUAGCAACAGGCCCAAUAUCUGCCAUUGGUUUAAUUAUCAAUGACAGUUUCUAUAAAGUUACAGUGAUAUAAAUUUUCUUCGCUGAGAAUCAGUUCCCCAGCAACAAAAGUAGCAUGCUGUAGUUAAAUAUGCAUUCAGAGCUGCACUUACUCAUUACUCACUUGUGGAGUCUCUUUGACUUUGAAGGUGCUCCUCAUAUGAGUAAGGCAAACUGAGAUGGCUACUGUAGUCUAUAUUUAGUAGCAUUGUUAUUCUGUACUGCAAGCUGAUCUUUGGUAGUGUUCUACAGAUGAUCACAGUGGACUUGUUAAAGCAUAAGUUACAUGGUUGUAUUUUGUUUUUCUUGCUUUGUGCUGAUAAAACUUAAAAAGUCACCUUGUGCUUCUCACUGCACCAAAUCACACCUAACUAAUUUGGUUUACUCUCUUUCAUUGUUUAAUUAUGGCUUAUUGCAUAAUUUCACAGCUGGUAGCAUGCAGACAAUUGAUUUUCAAUAAAGAAAACAAACUAUGGUUAAUCACAGUCACUGUGUGGCACUUGCAACAUUAUAUUUGCUCUUUAUGGUAUGGGUCAAGAUGCAAAUUUAAAUUGGGAAAACAAGACACGUAUACAAUUGUGCAGCUUUCUAGGGUUAUUAUGGGUCAGAUCCUGCUUUUGCUAAAACCAGUGGCAAGACUCUGAUGUCUGUGGAGCAGGAACUUAAUAUUAGACCCAGAUACUUAAGCAUGUGCUUUACCUUGAAGCAUGUGAGUAGUCCCACUGCAUCAAUUUUAGUGGGACUACUCAAGUGCUUAAAAUUAAGUAUGCACUUGAAUGUUGGCAGGACUGGGGCUUUAGGGCCAGAUUAUCUAUACAAUUACAGCCCCAUUGUCCACGCAGGCUCUAAUCUGUUCGUAAAUGCCCAGCAGAGAAUUCCCCUCUUGGAGGGUAACUUCCUGCUUAUACAAGUACGCUGGAUCC
Molecule: messenger RNA, 6349 nt
Organism: Dermochelys coriacea (leatherback sea turtle)
Lineage: Eukaryota; Metazoa; Chordata; Testudines; Dermochelyidae
Gene: MYOM2
Product: myomesin 2
Exons: 38
Coding region: 102-4535 (1477 amino acids)
Molecular function (GO): protein binding
Source: RefSeq, a predicted model, not a curated record